AUGAGUACAGAGUACUGCUCCCUCGGCAUUUCUAUGUGUGAGGCAACAGAUGACUCUUUGAUUGUAGCGCGGGAUCUCGCAUCGUUGGAGCGUUCAUGUCUCGCUAUGGAACAAUUCCAGGCCGCUUACGGAUGGCUGACUAACUGGGACAAAUCUGCGCUGUUUCUUCUCAAUGUCCCCGAUCCUCCUGAUUCCCAUUCCUUGCCAUCGGUCUCGCCAACUAACCCAACCUCGCAGACAGUAUGCAGACACUCAGUUCGUGUGAUUCAUUCACACAUCGAAUUUCUACGUGUACGGAUUAAUGAUCCAAAUACUCAGUUCACGAAGAUACGUGAUAUCAUUGUAUCAUUCGCGCUUCCACACCUCCCUUGCCAACUACCUCUAACGGUACUACGUCGCAUCAUUUCGCAAUGCCUCAUAUCUCGUGUUCGCCCAUUGUUGGCCUUUCAACCGAUAACUAGGACUCAAGCGGUUGAACUCGAUCAUCUUCUUGCUCGGCACAUACAUGAAUACUAUCACUUUCCCUUUCACUUUAACUCAGCACUUUUGACCUUGCCCGUGGAAUCAUUUGGAUUUGGUUUCCCCUCUAUUUCAAGACUAAACAGUACACUCGCUCUGCAGGGAAUGUUGCGCGACCUUAGUCACCACAUCCUGGCAUUUCGGACCAUGGCCGCAAUCACCCUGGCAGAUUGGAUGUGUGGUCUCAAUCACUGCGUCUAUCCCCUCGACGGGCCAUCUGUGGAUCGCAGUUUCUCACGCUGCCGACACAGCUUGCCUUCACUCUGGAUCACUGCGCAUGACACACUACGUGGUGCCGGUCUGACAGUCCCAACAACUGAUCAGUCUUUCCUCUUGGGAGAUGUUGCACUACGACACCUACUGCGUGCAUGCCCAUCUUUAUCAUUUCCACUUUCCUCCUAUGAUGUAUCGGCUCUUGAGACUGAAGGUUAUUGUCGCCUUGGUGACCUUGCACUAGUGGCUCAGACGGACCUUCCUCGUCUUCGUCUUCGACUCUCUGACGCGUCCCUUUGCUCGGUUGGCAGAUGGCUGCAAUGUCUCAAUGCAGAUGCAUUGUCGAAUAUCUACCUCGGCAUGCGGCCAGAGCAACCAGCACUGAUGGAUCGCUCCUCACUGCUCUAUCCUCGGGACAUUCGACGAUAUCACACUGAGGCCGCGCUAUUAGGAGCUACGCAUGUCAGCCGACAACUCCCGCGUCAGCACCUACCGGAUUCCUUGAUUGCUUGUGACGGCUCUAUGAUUCCUGCUCAAGGGACUCCGGACAGUGUGCGGUCCGUGACGUUUGCUGUCACCACGUCUGUAGGAUCACUCACUGGCUCAUUGGACAAGUAUGCCAAUGGGGCUACAAUUCUACAUGGCGAGCUUUAUGGCAUGAUUGUGUCCGCCCUGCUAGCGCGUUCAGGAAAUAUUGACAAUGGUACAAUUCACUCUGAUCAUCUUAAUGCCAUCCGCGUGAUUAACUCCGGUCUUCUCGCGCCCCUCCUACCUCACGCAUGGUCUCCCCUUCCUGCACGAUCGUUGUAUCGGUGGCUACACUCCAUCAUAUCGUCGUCUGCCAAACCUCCAGCUCUCAUUCAUGUCAAAGCACACACCGACUCAUCGUCUUUGCCUGCACGAGCGAACGCAUUAGUAGAUGCUAUUGCUCAUGACUCUCACUCUCAGGUCAUUCGACCCUAUCCCGUGCCAUAUGCUACAUUUGAAUUGGACAGUUUCGUUUUAUAUUCCCCUUCAUUGAAGUUUAUUGAAAGUCCAUUGCCGUCUUUGCUUACUCACAUACUUUGCAAUCACACUGCAGCUGAUCCGACCUUCGUCCCUGGUCGUACCCUCGCACUGCCUCUUUAUGACUUGCAUGCGCCGCCGGAUCAUCCCUACGUGCGAACGCCGUACGCAUAUUCAGCGCUGGUACAGCUCUAUGCGAGAUCACGCCAACUGGACUCCGCGAGUGUACGGUUUGCCCGUAUGGGAGACAUAUCACCGUGGUGCCAGUUUGGGUGUGAGUGUCUGGAAACGCCGCAUCAUCUAUUUGUCAAGUGUCGUCGUUUCGCGGAAUCGCGCAACAAGUCGUCGCAGGAAGUGGUAGAUACAACUUCCAUGCUUCUUUUUGAAGCAAAAACCACUGUUCAAACAACGGAUGUUUAUCUACACUCCGCACGGCGCUUGUUCGUCGACGAUGCUUCGGUGUGGCCUUUGCGCGAGACUCGCUAUUACUUAGGAACUGUACCUGCGAUUCAAACACCUGAUCAAAUAUCCAGUGUGUUGGCGACAAAAAUUGCGCACGUAUGGCACGGUGCAAGUAUUCGUUUGGCAGGGCAAAUUUGGGGGAUGUACAAGCGUACUACGAAUCCAUUGGUCGGAAAGGCUGAACGUGUGUUUGAUUUGCCUAGACAUUUGCGGCAUUUACAGUCACUUUCAUAA
This is a messenger RNA of Suillus discolor, 2433 nucleotides long. RefSeq lists its product as uncharacterized. The transcript has a single exon. The record is from RefSeq and is a predicted model, not a curated record. The coding region runs from base 1 to 2433 and encodes 810 amino acids. Gene Ontology annotation, molecular function: nucleic acid binding. NCBI's taxonomy places the organism in Eukaryota, Fungi, Basidiomycota, Agaricomycetes, Boletales, Suillaceae.